Striga hermonthica is the source of this 304-nucleotide messenger RNA. The record is from the annotation of a GenBank genome assembly. Lineage: Eukaryota; Viridiplantae; Streptophyta; Magnoliopsida; Lamiales; Orobanchaceae.
CAUGAUUGGUAGUUUGCUUUACUUGACUGCCAGUAGACCUAACAUGUGUUUCAGUGUAGGGAUGUGUGCUCGGUACCAAGCUAAUCCUAAAGAAUCGCACUUGAAGGCGGUGAAGCACAUCAUCAAGUAUGUGCAUGGUACAUCUGACUUGGGUAUUCUGUACUCACGAGACACAUCUUCUAGUCUUGCAGGUUAUAGUUAUGUAGAUUGGGCUGGGAACGUCGAUGAUCGACGUACCAUCUCUGGUGGUUGUUUCUACAUUGGCAAUAAUCUCAUCUCCUGGCUUAGUAAGAAGCAAAAUUGC